This is a messenger RNA of Physella acuta, 1358 nucleotides long. RefSeq lists its product as uncharacterized. The record is from RefSeq and is a predicted model, not a curated record. NCBI's taxonomy places the organism in Eukaryota, Metazoa, Mollusca, Gastropoda, Physidae.
UAACAGCGUGAAACAAGUAAACGAUCCUAUUUGGGGGAAAGUUUUUUGCAACAUGUUGUUGACUAUGCUUUUACGUAUCUUUAACUUUCUAGAUGUUAGGAUUGCACUUAUCUUUAAAAUUGUAGCACUCAUUUGUGCAACUAUUUUUGUUUCAUCGUUCCCAUUUCUGACAAACACAGAAUUUCUGCUUAACCUAACCACAUACCUGAACACCGAUACGGAAAACAAUUUCAACAAGAUGAUUCACUACAUAAAUAAGACAAUCUCUAACAAGUCCACGGGGAACUUUGAUGUCUUCACCGAACCCUGUAACUCAUCUGGACUCGCCUGUACAAGCAACUGCUCAAGGCCUUUGAGUGAGUCUUACAAGGACCGUCUGCUGGAUGUCCUGUCGUCUGCCAACCUAUCUCUCUCGAGCCAGGAGUUGAAGGAUAUUUUGUCAGUCGGCGACUCCAUCCCAGCGGAUGACGUCAUCAUCCUGUCGGCCGCCUCGUCCAAUCAUUUUGACGAGAUGCAGGGGAUGUUCUACAACCUGCACAACCACGUACUUCCGGUGCUGAAUAACGUCACAAUCGUGCUGUUCGACAUUGGCCUAUCAGAGACUGAGAGAAACAAGACAGAGAAGCACUGCCGGUGUAAGGUUGUAAGAUUCCCCGUAGAAAAAUUCCCACCACAUGUUGCAAACAACUACUGCUACUCAUGGAAACCAAUUAUAAUCAGAAGCACAAUAGAAAAGGCGAGAAAAUUGUUGAUCUACCAAGACUCAUCCAUACGAUGGACGUCUCGCAUCACGGAUACCAUGGCCCGAGCGUCUAAUGUUGGACUGGUAUUUUUCCGGGAUUCCCGUUCAUGGAGGAUUCCAGUGCAGACGGUCAAAGAGACCUUCGACCACUUCGGUGAAGAGCCGUGUGCCUUCGAUCCUUUCCCUGAGUUGACAGCCGCUGUGUCGUUGUAUGGCAGGAAUGUCUUCAACACCAGGGCUCUACUGGAGCCUUUGGCCAAGUGUGCUCUGACGUCACACUGCAUCUGCCCACCUGGCUCCGAGUCCAAUUUUAACUGUUAUCCGCCCAAGGUGUACCAUGGGUGCCACAGGUUCGAUCAGUCGGUGCUAGGGAUGAUAACUGCUAAACUUUUCAACCAAGAUUUUGGUCGAGUCAUCUCCCCUUACUUCAACAACGAAGUUAGCCUCCAACGAGGGGAUGACAAGCCUACCUAUUUUGAUUAGUUGAUUUACAAAAGUGUUUUUGUUUUUAAUUGAAACUAUUUAUUGUUAAGUUUUUCUCAAAGUGUUCUCUAUAUCAAUUAACUACUUUAACUUUAGAAGCGUAGACCAGAAAAUGUAAAUAACGUUUUUGAGA